AGCCGUGCCCUUGGGUCAUGCCGUCAUUCGUACGAUCCGUACCGAACCGUCAACACGCGCUCUCCAGAGAAGAGAAGUCUUCGCCACGUCUAUUCGUUUUUUAUUUUUUUUCGUCCAAGUUACGAAGUCACGUUACGAGUUUCCACAUUAUUAUUAUUAUUAUUAUUAUUGUUAUUAUUACGAUAAUAAUAACACGAUCGUGUGUGUGUGCGUGUCCGAAAAAAAUAUCGUUUCGAGUGCCGUUUCCGAGUGUGUCCACUCACGUCGAUAUUUUAUCAUAUUAUAAUAUUAACCACAACAGUUUCGACAUGCGUCCAGCCGCCGAACUCAGACCGUCGUACCGGGUACAGAUGCACAUGCAAAUGCAACAGCAACAAUAUCAUCAGCAACACCAGCACCAGACCGGAUCCGAAUACGACGAACAACCAGUGUCCCGGACUUAUCAAUAUAGAAAGGUUAUGAAACCGCUGUUAGAACGGAAACGCCGCGCCCGGAUCAACCGGUGCCUAGACGAGCUCAAGGACCUGAUGGUGGUCACGCUGCAGGCCGAAGGCGAGAACGUCAGUAAGCUGGAAAAGGCGGAUAUACUUGAACUCACGGUCCGGCACUUGCACAAGCUCAAGCGGCACAACGCUCUCGGCCUGACUGGCGUCGACUCAGUGUACGCCGACAAGUUCCGCGCCGGAUUCGCUCACUGCGCCACCGAAGUGUCCAACUACCUGACAUCCGACGUCCGGUCCCCGCCCGUCGACCCAUCAGCCGGUGUCAAGCUCCUCCAUCAUUUGGGAGCUUGCAUGCGCAAAAUCGACGUCGACUCCAACCGUUCCGCUUCCGGUAAUGCCGCCAACACUGCCGUCACCACCACCGCCGCCGACCAGUAUAGACCGUACACGCCGCCGUCCACGCCCGGAAGCGAGCUCAAAGAAGACCCGAAUUCCGUCUGCUGGAGACCGUGGUAAACACCGAGUGUUUAUUUCCGACCCUUUACCUCCCCCCCGUACCCAACUCGAUCCCACCAACGCCCCCGACUAAGACUGAUAUUCGACCCCGGGGGUCGAGAUAUUUUUAUGUUACAUAAAGACAGUUAUAGGUUAUAUUAUAUAGGUAUUAUUAUUAUAUUAUUGUGCGUAUGACUAUAUCAUAUUGUCGUUCGCUCAUUAUAAUAUUAUAUAAUUUAUUUUUUUUUCGAGAUAGUAUUAUUUUUAUGUUGUAAUAAUUUUUUUUCCAUUUAUUCGUUGACGACCAUUCGUUUUUUGGGUAUAGAGUAUAUUUUUUAAAUGUAUAAUAUUAUAAUGGUUGCAGUGGAUACGGCAUUACUACGGCUAUUUACCAAAAAAAAAAAACUUCAAAAAUACCUCUUUCUCUGUGCUUAUAUAUAUGUAUAUUAUUUUAAUAUAUAUUGCAUUGAAAUAGAAUUUAAGACAUUUUUUGAUUGUAUAAUGAUAUAAUAUGUAAAAAACAAAAAAAAAAAUGUAUCCUAUACGGACACGAUGCGUAAUAUUAUAUUAUAAUAUUAUGUAUACAUGAAUUCCGCGUUUGUGCGGAAGACAUAAAAAAAAAAAAAAAAAAAGCAUAUCUGUGAUAAUAACAAUAAUAUAUAAUAUGUGUUUUACUAGAAUACAUUAUAAGUCUAUUUAAACAUCUUAA
Molecule: messenger RNA, 1647 nt
Organism: Aphis gossypii (cotton aphid)
Lineage: Eukaryota; Metazoa; Arthropoda; Insecta; Hemiptera; Aphididae
Product: enhancer of split mbeta protein-like
Exons: 2
Coding region: 18-959 (313 amino acids)
Biological process (GO): anterior/posterior pattern specification; regulation of transcription by RNA polymerase II; regulation of neurogenesis
Cellular component (GO): nucleus
Molecular function (GO): DNA-binding transcription factor activity, RNA polymerase II-specific; protein dimerization activity; RNA polymerase II cis-regulatory region sequence-specific DNA binding
Source: RefSeq, a predicted model, not a curated record